UAGCCAAUAGCAAGAUGUACAUUGUUGUGCAAGUGUGUGUAAUGAGUAGGCACAGAGCAGCGAGUGGAGACACAGGAGCUGCGCGGAGACUGAGUACAACUUGGUGCCGGACUGUCCUGUGUCACUGUCACUGCGGCCGGACCUGCUGUCUGGGGUCGGAUCUCUCAGCUGUGCGGGGGAGUCAGUCAGAGGUGUGACAGCCAAGGUCACUCUCACGCCCGGGUGCAGUUGCACUUUAUCUGGGAGACGGCGGGAGAGAGUGCGGGCAGUGCGGGAGAGCAGGCUGUUGGUAGGAGGGUGCGUGGCCUGAGAGCAAUUGAGCUUAGAGAAGUCUGUUGUGGCCGAAUCGCGGGCUAAAGGUUCGGAGGGCGUCUAUUGCUGAGAGUUCUGGGCUAAUCUAAUGUGAGACUGGCAUAAGGAAAACUGUUGGCUCUAAUGGAAUAAUCCGCUGGUGCCGGACUGUAGGCGAGGGGUACAACAGGUUUAGUCUGGCACAAGGGCAUAGAAAGUAACCCCAAACGGGUCACCCUAAAUCUCCUCAUUGGGCCUAUAGGGCAGUGAGUGCAGUUAUUGGCGCUUUACUGUAGCGCAUAGAGUGUGUAUAGAGUUGUACCAGUCAGGGGAGUUUGUGCCCUUUCCAGUCCCGUGUGACACAGGGCUCCCGGUUAAGUAAGGCUGGGAUAUAUAUAUCUAUAUAUAUAUAUAUAGAUAUAUAUAUAUAGGAUAUACACUGGGCCAGUCCAUUUAUUAUAAGGAGUGUAGGGAAUCGAUUGUAGAAUGGAGCUGAAUGGUCCCACGAGUUCCCAGAUUGCUCAGACCCCCACUUCUACCGCAUCACUUCCAGUCACCAUGGCAGGUACUCUCCUGCGGGGCCCCCAGUUGUUGCUCCGCGCCGCAGAGAAGUAUCCCCGCACCCCCAAGUGCGCCCGAUGCAGAAAUCACGGGGUCGUGUCCGCGCUCAAGGGCCACAAGCGCUACUGUCGCUGGAAAGACUGUAUGUGCGCAAAGUGCACCCUGAUUGCGGAGCGCCAGAGGGUGAUGGCCGCGCAAGUUGCGCUCCGCAGGCAGCAAGCCCAGGAGGAAAAUGAGGCCCGGGAGCUGCAGCUGCUCUAUGGAACUGCCGAGGGACUGGCACUGGCGGCGGCCAAUGGCAUCAUCCCACCCCGGCCAGCCUACGAGGUCUUCGGAACGGUGUGUGGUGAAGGAGGGACAGAUUCAAAGAUUCAAAAGUUUGAGCUAUUCCCGAAGAGCCUCAUCCCCAGAUCUAUGACCCCUCAGCUGUCUUCUGGGGGAAAGCCUGUAUCCCCAGACAGUGAAUCGGUGUCAGGCAGUGCACCAGGUGCCUCAUCCCCUGAGGCACGACCUGGUUCUGGUUCAGAAAAUGGAGAUGGGGAGUCCUUGCUCAGUUCCCCCAUCUCUAAGGUGCUCAAGGAAGGAGAGGAAAGCCCAAGCUCAAUCAGCCCCCUGGGCUCAGAAUCUGGAUCAGAUGCUGAAAAAGAUGAGCAGGAUCCCAGUUCUUCCUCCUCAGCCAAGCAAAGGACCCCCAUAGAUAUCCUGACCCGGGUCUUCCCUGCUCAGAAGAGGAGCGUUUUGGAACUGGUGCUGCAAGGCUGUGGGGGAGAUGUGGUUCAAGCAAUUGAACAGAUACUGAACAACAGGGGUCAAGAUAAGGGUGAAGAGACCUGGUCAAGAGAUGGAGCCCUCCAGAGUAUUCAGCCAUCUGUGUCCUCCACACACAGACCCCUUAUUGCUGGGGCCCUUACUCCUGCUAUUGGCACAUUAGGGAGCAGGUCUGCAUUCUCCCCUUUACAACCCAAUGCCACACACUUUGGCACUGAGGCUAACGCAUACCAGCUAGGUGGGCACAUUGGCUUGAACCCACUGAGGUUGGCCUAUUCUGCUCACAGUAGAGGACUUGCUUUUAUGGCCCCUUACUCAACAGCUGGAUUCAUGCCUACCCUUGGCUUUCGCCCACCCAUGGACUAUGCCUUCAGUGACCUUAUGAGGGACAGGGCCAAUGUCCAUAAGGACCAGGUAUACACUAAUGGACUCUAUGGGCCAGUGGUCAAUAAUAAUGCCGAUAAACAAUGAAAUUUUUUUUACAAGGAGCUGAAAACCCUGGUUUUGCAGACUUGGAUUCUGAUUUCAGAGCAGGGAUUAGAUGACAAUUGUCGUAAAGUCUUAAGAAUGUCUCAAGUAAUUAAGACGGCUGAGGCCCAUUCUGGAGAAAGAACUAGUUAGGUAGAACACUGUAAAGACAUUCCUGUUCUCUGCAAGGCAUCCUGAUGCUUCUGGAUAUGUGGAGGAAAUGGAGAUUCCUAAAUCACUAAAAAUAUAAACUGCACUUUUUCUGUUAAAAAAAAGGGUUGAGGUUGUCUCUGCUUAAGGACAGAAGCAUGGACAAUCCAUUGUGAUAUUAUAAAUAUAGACAUAUAUAAAUAUAUACACUUCUAAUGUUAUGAGCUGGGAUCCUAAGUUAUUCUUGUAAGUUGACUGUGAACCCUUUCUAAUGAUAACAAGGAGCCUCAUACUGGCAGGUUACAAGUGAAAUAAGGUGCAGCACUGGAGACUGCUCUGUGUGUACAGACGUGGGAGAAAUGGGGUUGCAGCACUCGCAUCGACGCUUUUUUUGGUGAAUUUUCAAACUAUUGCUGUUGGUUUAAUUGUUUAGAAAACUGUUUAACAACUUUAUGUGACCGUUCCCUAAGCAUUAGAAAUAAAUGUUAUUUUCUAAAA
Xenopus laevis (African clawed frog) is the source of this 2736-nucleotide messenger RNA. It is a transcript of the gene dmrta2.L, whose product is annotated as DMRT like family A2 L homeolog. The record is from RefSeq and is a predicted model, not a curated record. The coding region runs from base 778 to 2091 and encodes 437 amino acids. Gene Ontology annotation, biological process: germ cell development; regulation of transcription by RNA polymerase II; system development. Gene Ontology annotation, cellular component: nucleus. NCBI's taxonomy places the organism in Eukaryota, Metazoa, Chordata, Amphibia, Anura, Pipidae. The transcript has 2 exons. Gene Ontology annotation, molecular function: DNA binding; RNA polymerase II cis-regulatory region sequence-specific DNA binding; sequence-specific DNA binding.